Neogale vison (American mink) is the source of this 1104-nucleotide messenger RNA. RefSeq names its product solute carrier family 25 member 10 (gene SLC25A10). The record is from RefSeq and is a predicted model, not a curated record. NCBI's taxonomy places the organism in Eukaryota, Metazoa, Chordata, Mammalia, Carnivora, Mustelidae. The coding region runs from base 271 to 1005 and encodes 244 amino acids. Gene Ontology annotation, biological process: malate transmembrane transport; oxaloacetate transport; phosphate ion transmembrane transport. The transcript has 11 exons. Gene Ontology annotation, molecular function: oxaloacetate transmembrane transporter activity; sulfate transmembrane transporter activity; thiosulfate transmembrane transporter activity. Gene Ontology annotation, cellular component: mitochondrial membrane.
GUCUUUAGCCUAGAGCACACUCGCGCCUCCUAUUUGCUGGCUGGUGGAAUGAGAGUGGGGACCUGCGCACAGGUGGCUGUCUCCUGGGGGCACGCAGACUCCCACUACCACCUCCCAGAAGCCGGCACCCACCAUGGCUCAGAACUUCCCGUCUCCUGGUCCCCUCCAGGACGGCUGCCUGGGACUGUCUGGUCAGAGCACACCUGAGGCUGCACUUGGCUGGGAGCAACGGAGGUGCACCUGCAGACGCAGCAGCAGGUGAAGCUGCGCAUGACGGGCCUGGCGCUGCGGGUAGUGCGCUCCGACGGCCUGCUGGCGCUCUACAACGGCCUCAGCGCCUCCCUGUGCCGACAGAUGACCUACUCCCUGACUCGGUUCGCCAUCUAUGAGACCGUGCGGGACCACGUGACCAAGGGCAGCGAGGGGCCCCUGCCCUUCCACAAGAAGGUGUUGCUGGGCGCCAUCAGCGGUUGCAUUGGCGGCUUCGUGGGGACGCCCGCGGAUAUGGUCAAUGUCAGGAUGCAGAACGACGUGAAGCUGCCCCCGAGUCAGCGUCGCAACUAUGCCCACGCCGUGGAUGGCUUGUACCGCGUGGCCCGGGAAGAGGGUCUGAAGAAGCUGUUCUCGGGCGCCAGCAUGGCAUCCAGCCGAGGGUUGCUUGUCACCGUGGGCCAGCUGUCCUGCUACGAUCAGGCCAAGCAGCUGGUGCUCAGCACCGGGCACCUGCCUGACGGCGUCCUCACUCACCUGGUCGCCAGCUCCAUCGCGGGUGGGUGUGCCACGAUCCUGUGCCAGCCCCUGGAUGUCCUGAAGACGCGUCUCAUGAACUCCAAGGGCGAGUACCAGGGUGUUCUCCACUGCGCAGUAGAGACAGCAAAGCUGGGGCCGCUGGCCUUUUACAAGGGCCUCCUGCCUGCAGGAAUCCGCCUCAUGCCGCACACGGUGCUGACGUUUGUGUUCCUGGAGCAGCUCCGCAAGCACUUCGGUGUCAAAGUGCUUUCCUGAUGGGCCGGGGCCCUGGCGACCCCGCACCCAGGAGGGUUGGUGGGCUGAGCGCUGCCCGGGUGCCCAGGCCUCCGUCCUCUGAGGCCCCCCACCCUGGCC